AUGGAACGUGCCGAAGAUACCCAACUGCUGUAUUUUGGAGAAAUUCAUGAAAAAAUCAAGGUUUUUAACCUCGUAAUUGACCCGUCAUCCUGUGUUGAUGACAAACACGUGGCUAGCGUCAAGUUGAAAGUUGAUCAAAAUGGACUGUCAGUGUUUAAAGCAGAGUCUAUAAUUGAGGUACCAUUUAAAGGUUAGUUUAGCCUCAAUAAAAAGUUCAUUAUUAAACUCUGGGCUUGGCUCAAAAUCAAUACAACUGUUAAAUUGUAGAAUGGUUUAAGAUGGGAAUUUCAAAUGUGAAUUUUAUAAAUUUAUUAGACCUACAGACAGGAGUAGUUUGUGAAAAAUGCAACGAUAGACUCUCUGGCAGGAAUUGAAUCUGUGGCCCUGCGAUUCCGGUACAGCGCUCUAACCAACUGAGCUACAGAGACCAGUUGUCAAGCUCUAAAGCAAGCUGCAGGUUCGAUUACUGUCAGACAGCCUAUAGUUGCCAGAAACCUUUGUAAUUGCGCACAGAAGGUGAUUAAUAGUAGUGUCAUUUGCGCACAUUUGUACCACAGAUGCGCACAUUAAUGUGGUCCCAUUCUAGUAUAUUUCAAAUGGAAACCCUCGAUUUUCAGGUUUAAAACUGUCUGUACCAGUGUGGGUAGUACCAAUGUGAAAAUGCUGUGCUGAAUGGUUAUAUUACUACCUUAAAAAACAAGCAGAAACUUGAUGUUUCGAGCAAAGUCUUUUCGUCAAGAGUCUAAUUCUUGACGAAGAGCCUUUGCUCAAAACAUCGAGUUUCUACUUGUUUUUAAGGUAGUAUACUAUAUAACCACUCAGCACAGGAUUUUCAGGUCUGCAUGCUUUUUUCAAAAUUUUGCGCACUUUUUUAAAAAACUGCACAUAGAAUUUAUUCGCGCACAUCCCAAAGUUUCCAUACUGAUAUAGUUGUGUUUGCAUGCCUCGUUUUCAUGUAUGUAUCAUCAGUUAAAGCCCAAUGUCUCAAACAUGAAAAUGAGGCUCAAAUUAGCCAAGGUGAUGUACUUUCCAGGAGCAUGUAUAAUUUAAGAUGGCUUUUUUAAUAGUAGAUGAAAUUUUUUAACUAAAUUUAUAUCCAAAAAUGCAACUUUAGGGCAUUUGGCAAGUGUUGCUCAGCAUCUGUAGCUUGGUUGGUUAGAGCACAUACUGCACCGGAAUUGCAUUUUUUCUGAACAUUAGGUCUAAAAUUGUGUAUACAUUUUCCUUCAAAAAUUCUGUCUACUAAAAACCUGGGGCGGGUUGUUCAAAGGUGGGUUAGCGCUAACCCUGGGUUAAAAUUAAACCUGCUGUUUUAGUUUGUGUAUUUCUACACGUCUGUUUGUUUCAAAACUUCAGAGAAGUAAACUCCUAUCGAUCCAGACAAGAUCUCUGAAGAACUAUUUAAAAAUUUAUAGACAAGCUGUCAGGAAGUUUGCUUUGAAUUUUACGUUAACCUAGGGUUAAGCUAACCCAGCUUUGAACAAUCGGCCCCUGAUGGGUAAUUCCAUGGUAAUGAUGACAUUUUUUGAAGAAAAAAAGUUGUCAAGAAUUUUCAUAAGCUUUUGGAAACAAUUCUGAACUGAAAUAUUACGAUCUGCUUUAUAUGUAACAUGAGUUACAUGUAUUAUGUAGCAAUCCUUACUAUUGUAAUCCAAAAUAUAAAAUUUCUUUGUAUUGGUACAUAGUUUGCCUAACAUAUAGUCUGUUACUUGAUAGACAUUGUAUGUUUCUCCUUCCUAUGGUUCCCGAAGAAAUUCAAAAGUAGUUGGGUUGGUGUUACCUGAUCAUGUCACUUUGUCGUAACAUGAGUCACACACCAAUUUACGGCCACCAAUCUUAUCAUGUUAUAAUCAAAUGUUUAAUUUUUACUGUGAAUCAGUAGCUUCCAUCAUUUGUACCUGCAUGCAAAAAUGUGACGAAGUUGCCACAGUCUGCUUAUGGUUCUAUGUGUCAGGCAAGAGAUGCGGUACCCCAAAAUCUUGAAAUUUUUGAAAUGAGUAGAGUUCAAUUUUCCCCAUGGGUGGGAGCAAUGAAUUAUGACACAUUUGCAUGAUAAAGAAAUUUAAUUAUAUUGCCCGGAAUUUUUCUCUCAUCAAAACAAUGAUUUCCCACAGCACGAGACAAUGACUGUAGUUGCUGCAGCCGCUCUGUUAUAUGCUACAGAGCGUCAUUGCUGCUGUGGAGAUUUAAAGAAAUGUACUAACAUAGUAAUUUUUACUUGAGAUGCACUAUAACCCGCAAAUAUUAAAAUGUAAAUACAACUUUAAAUAUGUAUAUACAACAUUUGAACUUGGUAUAAUAUUUCCCUUUUCUAUAUAUAGCAUUUACCAUCAAACCAUUAUCAGCACAGACAGUGAAAAUUGUGUGAAUGACGAUGAAAAUUCAUCUCAGGCGAAGUUACAUCCCAUCCAAGAAUCUGAAAAUUGUACACAGAAUGAUUUGGUUCCAGUUCUGAUGAAGUUUGAAGAUACAAUGUAAAACAUGCAAAUGCAGAAGUGCAACACAUCAUAACAGGUAUGUAGGACAAGUCAUGGGCAGAUUUACUGGGGGGGGGGGGGGUUAAACCCCUCCUAGAAUCUCUCUAACCCCUCUCUAACCCCUGCUUCACCCCUCCUAUUUUGUGUGAAGUCUUUACCUUUAACCUUAACACCUAACCCCUGUCGAAGCUCGCUCAGUGGUGCCGCUUGCCCCCCUCCCGAAAUUUUUCUACCCCUCCUUUAAAAAAAAUGAAAAUCCGCUCUUGGGUCAAGUGAAAAAUAUACACGUAGGCUACCCCAAGUAAAAUUGCUUGGCAUUUGGCAGAGUAAAAUAAUUAGUAGAGUCAGGGCUUCAAAUUCACAGUAUCCCGAUAUCCCGGCCAUACCAGAUUUUAAAUUUGGAUACUGGAAAUCACAAGUUCAGUAUCCCAAGGGUUACUGAAAAAAAUUCUGUCCACGAGUGAUAUUUCUCGACAAAAUACUGUUGCUAGCAUGCAGAGAAGACGUGCUUCGAAAUUCAAAAUAAGAAGCACUUACAGUACAGUAUCUUGAUGCAUAUAAUUAUCUUCAGCCCAGCCAAUCUGUACCUGGCUAUCAACACAUACAUUUCACGCCACGCUGUAAAUGGAGAUAGCUUGUCUUCACACACUUGAAAUAUGUUUGCAAAAUGUUAAGAUACAUUAUAUGAACUGAGCGAACAAAGAAAUCUACUGAGACACAGAAAAUAUUAAUUGAUGAACAAGUGGAAGAAAGCUAGACCACAUAUUGAAAUAAAUGAUCAAUCAAUCGUUUUGCAAAUGUGGGAUACUAGAUUUUCUGGGUGGAUACCAGAUUUUAAGUUGCUAGUAUCCUGUUGGAUACUGCUGAAAAAUUGAAAUUUGAAGCCCUGGUAAAGUGCAUUAAGGCACAAUGGUUUCGAGUGCAAUUUGGAUAUGUAAUAUGCACAAGUGAGUUUUUCAAAGACCUCACAAUACAUUAUGACUACAUUCAAAAUUUUUAUUCUUCUAUACACUUCUCAAUCGGCAAACAAGCUCUGAGCAAGUACCUUUCACCUUUAAGAUGGUGGAUUUGAUUGUUGCUAUGGACUCAUAGAGUCUGCGAAUGCUCUGCUGAUACUCGAGAAAGUUGACAGGGUGGGUUAGGAUAAACAUUAAGUUAGGAAAGUAAUAUCACAAUUGUUGUAAAGAUAAAUAGUCUAAGCUAAGUAUGUAAUACAAGUAAGGCAGUAAGCAUAAUACUAGAUGUGAUCGGUCACUGAAAAGCCCAGAUGGGGAGUGAGCUGAAUGAUGCAUCAGGGUGUUAGCUAGCCCAUACACUGUCCGUUUGACGGACUCUUCCCAAUUGAAGUAGCUAAGGGGCUUUCCCAACUGAGUCUACUGGAAGAUUUUCAUUUUUUCUGAUGAGAAAGUGCAUUAAUUGCGUUUGAUUUUAUAUUAUUAUAUCAAAGAAUGUUUUAUUUACUUUUUCCCAUUAACUAUUUUCUCAAAAUGUAUCGCGUUUCAUUCAUAUUGCAUGGGUGUGUAUUCACUGAAAUGAAAUGUACAAAACAGAGUGUAAUCGGUUUUGCAUCACCAGAAAUGGAAUAUACAAAACGAAGUGCCAUCGGGUGCAUUUUUCAGUGUUCAUUCACCGGAAAUGAAAUGUACAAAACCAAGUUACCGUUGUUUGCAUCUAAGGAGAAACACAUUGGGAAAAAAAACACUAUUUAUUCCUACACAAGGACUUUGAUCGGUCAAAAAACUUUCACAAUUUACGUUUAACGGACAAAACUUUUUUUUCUGGCCAACACCCUGUGCAUAAUAUAUAAUAUUUGAUUCUGAUUAUUUUCAUCAUCUUUCUAUACUUUUUAUUAUUGUUAUUGUAUUUUUAUUCCUUUUUUUUGACAGAGAAUUUUCCAGAAUGUUGGAACUACCAUCAGAAAAUUGGCAGGAAUAUUUGGACAACUGGUGUUGCCAUGGUAACGAAGCUAUCACGAAGUUGAAAGAUGGUUUAGAUCCCCGAGAGCAUGAUUGUUUCUUUGGAGACUGGUAUAUACUGAUUCAUCCUCAAGCAGUUAAUACUCAGCAUGUUCACGUUGCGAAGGUAUUGAUGCAGUAGCCACAAGACAAGUCAUGUCAAUUUUUAGUUCAUUGUCUAUUGACAAAAAUCCUGACAGUGUCGAAGCCAACAAUUAAAAACCAAAACAAACUUUAUCCUGUAUUGAUCCAGUGUUACUACAGGAGGAAACCUAAACUAAACUAACUUUAUUUAUGCUGGAUAGCUCUAUCAGUCCUAAGCUGUUCUUCCUCUAGAGAGGUCCAGUAAGGAUCAUCUCUUAUUGAUCCAGUGUUACUACAGGAGGAAACCUAUUAAACUAAACUAACUUUAUUUAUACUGGAUAGCUCUAUCAGUUCUAAACUGUUCUUCCUAGAGGUCCAGUAAGGAUCAUCUCUUAUUGAUCCAGUGUUACUACAGGAGGAAACCUAAACUAAACUAACUUUAUUUAUACUGGAUAGCUCUAUCAGUUCUAAGCUGUUCUUCCUAGAGGUCCAGCAAGAAUCAUCUCUUAUUGAUCCAUUGUUACUACAAGAGGAAACCUAAACUAAACUAACUCUUCUCAUUCUGGAUAAUUCUAUCAGUUCUAAACUCUGCAUAGUUAAUUAUUUGCAUAAUUUGGUUUCUAAUUAUCAAUUAAUCUGUACUGUACAAUUCUUCUUCAGGAAAACGAAAGCAGUCAACUUUUGUGUGGACGUUGUCAGGCCACACUUGGCAAGUUAAAUUUUUCAGGUACUGCAUGUGCUAUAUUGUGUUGCUGUAUGUUUAAUUAAAAUGCUAGAAGCGGUAAAAGCAUCGGAAAGAAUUGUUUUUGGAUAUGAUGAGAAAGAAAGAAAGAAUGACAAAAUGAAUGAAAUAGACACAAAGGAAUAAAAAAGGAAACAAUGCAAAUAGUUGAACUGAGGGAGAGAGAAAUGAAUGAAUGAAAUUUACAGUGCAGAUGGCUUGGAGGACAUUGGUUCUCAGAUUUAAUCACGUGAUUUCAGCAACGUUGCAUAAUCAUCUCGAUAGCCUAUGCCGUUUAUGCUUCGUUUUCUGUUUUUACUUGAUUUGACUUAUUUUGCCGGAUUAUUGGCAGAAAAAAUUGUUCUCUCAAUAAUUUCAGAAAGGAUUUUUUCCAAGCCUGACUAAAAAUGAAAAGCCUACCAAUUAACAGAAAUGACGUGAAUUAUACUGUUGUUUUUCGUAGGUGAUGGUGCGUUAAGAAAUCAACCAUGUCAAGAUAUCAAUGACUGUGUUAGUGUUCAAUUAUACAAACACUCAAUAUCACUCUACCGUGUUCUUGAUUCUGCAUCAAAAGAUAUAUUUAAGUAAGUACCUAUUCCCGUGCCAGAUAAAUUUUAUUGUUGGAUUGUGUACUGUAUAUUGUUGUUUAAAAUCAACAUCGUUUACAUUCGUUACAGGAAUUAUGGAGAAGAAUUUUACUUGGCAAGAAAUUUUGUAACUUUGACCAAAACUCGCAUGUGUCAUAAGUUUAUUGUGAACACAACAUCGUUGACGACAAAAAGAAAAGAUUCCUCGAUUGUUUUGGUAAGAUAAUUUUCAUUAUAUUGUACAAAAUCUCUGCUUGAUCAACUUUAAUUUCAAAACCAUUGUGAAAAGCUAGUUUGAUACAGUAUAGCAGGGCGCGAAGUAACGGCCGGUCAACGGACAAUUUUCGACCAGAAUGCGGAGUUGUCUGGUCAAAUUCUUACCUUGCCGGUCAUUUUGACCGGUGCACUUUCGGCAAAAGAACAAGCUAACCAAGUUCUUGAAAACGAUUUGAAAAGGGAGUUUUGACAUUUUAAAAGGGAGUUCUGGCAUUUGAAAAUGGAGUUGAAAAUGCGGAUAGCAGUGGUCUAUAAAUCCAAGCGAUUUUUCUCUUAAAGCCGUUGUGCAUGUCAUUUGCGCAAUAUUUUGUUAAAGUAGAUCUUUUCAAUUUGUUUAGAUUUGGAUUCUAAACUCCGACACAAAAUUUGUCUCAUCAUUUUAUAAUGCAAAAUAUGGAGACGAAAGCAAAGGUAAAACGAGAAUUUAUACACAAAUUUUCUGUGUUGGUGUUAUGUUGCUUGAAAAAUAUGCCUGACCACGGUCGGAAUCGAACAUACGACCUUUGGAAUACUAGCCCAGAGUAGCAUCACAAACAUCAUAUAUUCACCUGAGUACAUAACACCAACACAGAAAAUUCAUGAUUAUUAGAUUGCAUUGAUAUCGAAGGAACUACAGUAGGCUCAGUUCCGAAAUACUUGUAUCACAUACUCGAACCGUCCUGACCACGUAGCUCAGUUGGCAGAGCAUUGGGUUAGGUAUUCCAAAGGUCGUAGGUUCGAUUCCCACCGUGGUCGGGCAUAUUUUUCAAGCUUGCCGGAGUGGAUAUACACUCAGAGUAACAUCACAAACAUCAAGUAUUACACACAUUUUUAUCUGUUUUGCAUUUCGCUUACUGCAUCAUGUACGUAUUCCCUUUGUUUAGACUCGACGAAUCUAUUCAGUGCUGUAAAAGUGCUAUAUAAAUCUUACUUGGAUCAUGAAUUCAAAAGGUACUGCAUGUGAAACCGUUCUUGUAAUUUGUUCUUCUUAUUUAUUUUGGGUGGUUCCACAGUAUCAGUUCUCACUGAUCCAGUGUUACUACAGGAGGAAACCUGAACUAACUUUAUUUAUACUAGAUAGCUCUAUCAGUUUUAAACUGUUCUCCCUAGAGGUCCAGUAAGGAUCAUCUCUUAUUGAUCCAGUGUUACCACAGGAGGAAACCUGAACUAAACUAACUUUAUUUAUACUGGAUAGCUCUAUCAGUUCUAAACUGUUCUCCCUAGAGGUCCGGUAAGGAUCAUCUCUUAUUGGUCCAGUGUUACUACAGGAGGAAACCUAAACUAAACUAACUUUAUUUAUACUGGAUAGCUCUAUCAGUUCUAAACUGUUCUCCCCUGAGGUCCAGUAAGGAUCAUCUCUUAUUGGUCCAGUGUUACUACAGGAGGAAACCUAAACUAAACUAACUUUAUUUAUACUGGAUAGCUCUAUCAGUUCUAAACUGUUCUCCCCUGAGGUCCAGUAAGCAUCAUCUCUUAUUGAUCCCGUGUUACUACAGGAGGAAACCUAAACUAACUUUAUUUAUACUGGAUAGCUCUAUCAGUUCUAAACUGUUCUCCCUAGAGGUUCAGUAAGAAUAAUCUCUUAUUCCAGCUAUGAUUUUCAAAUUUUUCGAUCUAGUUUGAAAGAUGAGUGGUAUGGCAAUGCCCAAACAGACAUCGUUUCAUUCCCAGAAGAAAUCUGUCUCAAACUUCUGUUAUUACUUAAUGAGAACAACAAGAUACAACCACCGUCAUUAAGAACUGCAAAUGGCUUCAAUGUAAGUUUGAAUUUUGAACUGAGAUACAGUAACUACACAGGGUGUGUCAAGAAACGGUUAUCCAACGUUGAUUAGAAACGAAUAUUCAGACAACACGAUACAUUACGGACGCGUAUGUUGUAAAUGGCUUGUGAAACGUCUUGAUGAGAACAUUCGUAUUCUUGAACAAUUUAAAAUAAAUGAAUGAUAUUUGGUGAGAAAAUUGAACUUAAAGUUUAUGCAAAUCCGCAUGAUUCUGCAUCAGAUGUACAAACUUCUUCACCCUCAUUCUUUCUUUUGUGUUUUCUUCAUUAAUUAAUAAUGAGUUUUACAAAUAAAUAUAUCAAACAAUUCUACUUUAAUUUUUUGUUUUGGAGUACAUCUACGGAGUCAGCAUUGUAUAUGUCAUUGAAGUUUCAUUACAACCUGUGAGACACUAAUAAGCGUGCUAUAGUUCCAUUUGUGAUAUUGUGUUUGGAUUUAGCGGUAUUAGGUAGAAAUACCUGAACUUAACUUAAAGGGUGUUAGCCAGAAAAAAAACCGUUUUGUCCGUUAAACGUAAAUUGGGAAAGUUUUUUUUUGACCGAUCAAAGUCCUUGUGUAGGAAUAAAUAGUGUUUUUUUCCAACGUGUUUCUCCUUAGAUGCAAACAACGGUAGCUUGGUUUUGUAUAUUUCAUUUCCGGUGAAUGAACGCUGAAAAAUGCACCCGAUGGCACUUUGUUUUGUAUAUUUCAUUUCCGGUGAAUGAACACGGAUGCACACCGAUUACACUUUGUUUUGUACAUUUCAUUUCAGUGAAUACUCACCCAAUAUGAAUGAAACGCGAUACAUUUUGAGAAAAUAAUUAAUGGGAAAAGUGAAUAAAACGUUUUUUGAUAUAAUAAUAUAAAAUCAAACGCAAUGCACUUUCUCAUCAGAAAAAAUGAAAAUCGUCUAGUAGACCCAGUAGGGAAAGCCCCUUAGCUACUUUAAUUGGGAAGAGUCCGUAUGGGCUAGCUAACACCCUGAUUACUAUUAGUUACCCAGUUUGUGGAAACACCAUGUAAAUUUAUUACUGCAAAACUUUCGAUCCGUAAGCCCGAAUCUUCAUCAGUGCUAAUAAUAUGCAUAUUAUUAGCACUGAUGAAGAUCCGGGCUUACGGAUCGAAAGCUUUGCAGUAAUAAAUUUACGUGGUGUUUCCACAAACAAAACCAUCAUGUUGGUUUAAAUUGAUAGUCGUUUUAUAUUUAGGUGAGUUUUUUAAAACUGUGAAAAUCUUGGUGUUUCUCCAUGCAGCUGAGCUACUGACGCUUGAGGAUAGAGAUGACCCUUGAGGAUAUUGAUGCUUGAGGAUAGAGAUGACCCUUGAGGAUAUUGAUGCUUGAGGAUAGAGAUGCUUUCACACUGUCUGGGAAAAGAAGAAGAAAGAAGACGUCGUCAGGUUAGAGUAGCCUGGUGGUCGCUAGGAUCUUAUAGAGAAACGAUUGACACGAUCCAUCGUAUGAACAGCCCCCAAGUGCUACUGCAUUAGAAAAUUUGUAUUUUCUAAUGAGGACUUUGAAGAAAUUAGUACACUUUUGGCCACCAGGAAAUAUUCUUAGAUCAUUAAUAUGUGUCUUAUCCCAUGGUGUACAAACUGUACCCAUAAUGCUCGCAAGUGUACAUGCGUGUACCUAUAGUACAUGUUGAUGGCAUGGUUUAUCCAUUGCUUCAUCAAUUUGUUCACAUAUAAUAUGAAAAGGGGACAGUUAUUAACUGGCGCAGCCUCGUGGACUACACACGAGAUUGCACGCGAUAUUGCACGCGAGACUACACGCAGUCACGAAAAAUGGCGGCUGGGAGCCUAUAGGAAUAUAUGUUGUCAUUUUAAGAAUGAAAUAGACAAUAAUGAGAGUUUUGAACAAUAUAAACAUCGCCCUUGAAAAGCCAGCUUAAUGAGCUUAUCAAAUUAUAAUAAGUGAU
Messenger RNA from Paramuricea clavata, 9758 nucleotides. NCBI's taxonomy places the organism in Eukaryota, Metazoa, Cnidaria, Anthozoa, Malacalcyonacea, Plexauridae. The record is from the annotation of a GenBank genome assembly.